Messenger RNA from Nematostella vectensis (starlet sea anemone), 1419 nucleotides. RefSeq names its product coiled-coil domain-containing protein 12. The record is from RefSeq and is a predicted model, not a curated record. Gene Ontology annotation, cellular component: U2-type spliceosomal complex; post-mRNA release spliceosomal complex. The transcript has 7 exons. Bases 41 to 520 code for a protein of 159 amino acids. NCBI's taxonomy places the organism in Eukaryota, Metazoa, Cnidaria, Anthozoa, Actiniaria, Edwardsiidae.
CAAACUUCCCAGAGUUCUUCUCGGUCGUCUAGCAUUUAAGAUGGCGGCCGAGGUUGGAAGUUUAGAAGAGGAAGCAAUUAAACGAAAAGAACGCCUCAAAGCAUUGAAAACUAAGAGAGGAUCGGCCACUGAUGAAGAAUCAAGAAAAAGGCCAGCUGACAAGUCCAGUGAUCCAGUAAGGGUUAUCAAAUUCCGUAACUAUGUACCCAAAGAUGAUGAGUUAAAAAACAAGAAAGUCCCUGAUGCUAAACCUUUGUCAGUUGAGGAGGAAGUGAAAGACCAUUUAGAAAAAGCAAAGUCUGAUAAAGUUAUUGAGGAAGUGGAUCUAACAAACCUUGCUCCCAGGAAACCUGAUUGGGAUCUUAAAAGAGAUGUUGCGAAGAAAUUAGAAAAAUUAGAAAGAAGGACCCAAAGUGCCAUAGUAGAGAUAAUAAGAGACAGACUCCAGGAAGGCAAGGAGAAGGAAGACCUGGCAGCUGCCGUGAAUGCUGCUGCUGCUGCUGAACAGGGCUACCAAUAGGGAGUUAUACAGUCAGACCCUGUAAAGACGGGCACUUCAGAUGCUCACAAGUCUGUCCUGAAUAAUGGGGUUUAAGGUGGGACCCUGUAAAGAAGAGCAGUCAUGAUGCUCACAAUUCUGUCCUUAAUAAUAGAGUGCCCUUAUUACAGCAAGGAGGUUACAAUUGACACAGAAUAUUGUAUAUUGUAUUGAGUUGCUGUGAGUUUUGCUGCUGCUGAACAGUACACCCAAUAGGGACCUGGUUAUUCAGUGGAAACCUGUUCAAAAGGGCACAGUUUGGGCCUAUUAAUCUCCCCUCUAUAAUGUGAUGUCCUUAUCAAGGAGAUUAAAAUUUAUGCAAGAUGAUUGGGAGCUAUAAAAAAAUGACAUAUCUAAUAGGUGUCCUUAUAGCAGGGUUCCUCUGCAUGUCCAAUACAGCCAAGGUUGGAAAACUAUGGGUGGUUAAGAUAAAGAUGUAGGAGAUCGGGGCAAGAUUGGUGAUAUCUUGAUAAGAGCUCCUGGUAACCAUGUUUAUUAGUAUUGCAAUGUUUUUUUUUUCAUUUUAUCAGUCCCACAUCAAGCUUUAAGUUUCUUUGUUCUACAUUUAGGCGAAAAACCUUUCCUUAGCUUUAACAGGUCAUGUGGGUUUCUUUAGGCUAGUGUUUCACAACUCCGUAUGAAUGAGUCUCCUGUGCACCCAUCCUUAUUGUCAGACUCUAAUCCCUCCAGACAAGAGAGAGACUAGUGACAGCUGAACAGGAGACUAAGUAAACCAUGGCCCACAGAAAACACAUGGUCUACAGUAGCACUUUAACUAUGAUGUACAGAAGUAAGAAGCAACUCAUUCUUAUCAGGUGUCAUAAAUUGAGACCAUUGUGCUGUAUAUAAUGUAAAGUGUAAUAAAGAUCUUAUAGAAUUUG